This is a messenger RNA of Physeter macrocephalus (sperm whale), 4964 nucleotides long. RefSeq names its product forkhead box N3 (gene FOXN3). NCBI's taxonomy places the organism in Eukaryota, Metazoa, Chordata, Mammalia, Artiodactyla, Physeteridae. Gene Ontology annotation, biological process: regulation of DNA-templated transcription. Gene Ontology annotation, molecular function: DNA-binding transcription factor activity; cis-regulatory region sequence-specific DNA binding. The coding region runs from base 13 to 1797 and encodes 594 amino acids. The transcript is spliced from 7 exons. Gene Ontology annotation, cellular component: nucleus. The record is from RefSeq and is a predicted model, not a curated record.
GCCUUCACGUAAAUGGGUCCAGUCAUGCCUCCCAGUAAGAAGCCAGAAAGCUCAGGAAUUAGUGUCUCCAGUGGGCUGAGUCAGUGUUACCGGGGCAGCGGUUUCUCCAAGGCCCUUCAGGAAGACGAUGACCUCGACUUUUCUCUGCCUGACAUCCGAUUAGAAGAGGGGGCCAUGGAAGAUGAAGAGCUGACCAACCUGAACUGGCUGCACGAGAGCAAGAACCUGCUGAAGAGCUUCGGGGACUCUGUCCUGCGGAGCGUGAGCCCCGUCCAGGACCUGGACGAUGACACGCCCCCAUCCCCUGCCCACUCCGACAUGCCCUACGAUGCCAGGCAGAACCCCAACUGCAAACCCCCCUACUCCUUCAGCUGCCUCAUAUUUAUGGCCAUCGAGGACUCUCCAACCAAGCGCCUGCCGGUAAAGGAUAUCUACAACUGGAUCUUGGAACAUUUUCCGUAUUUUGCAAACGCACCUACUGGGUGGAAAAACUCAGUGAGACAUAAUUUGUCCUUGAAUAAGUGUUUUAAGAAAGUGGACAAAGAGAGGAGUCAGAGUAUCGGGAAAGGGUCAUUGUGGUGCAUAGACCCAGAGUAUAGACAAAAUCUAAUUCAGGCUUUGAAAAAGACACCUUAUCACCCACACUCGAAUGUGUUCAAUACACCUCCCGCCUCUCCUCAGGCAUAUCAAAGCACAUCAGGUCCACCCCUCUGGCCGGGCAGCACCUUCUUCAAGAGAAAUGGAGCCCUUCUACAAGGCGUCAUUUUGCAGGGGGACAUUCUUUCUGCUGUCCAGUCCAUCCUCAGCUGCCUUGCACGACUUCCUGUCCAAUGCACUCGAGGAAUUCAAACCGCCUUUCAUCUCUACUUUUGCUGUCAGAUUUCUUUAAAAAUGGCCAAAGUCGAAGAAGAACACAUAGCUAAAAAUGUUCCUCCAGGAGUGAUACAAAACGGAACGCGGGUUCUGAGCCGAGGCCUGUUUCCCGGAGUCCGGCCAUUGCCAAUCACUCCCAUUGGAAUGACAGCAGCCGUGAGGCACCAUCAGGAUUACCGCUGCCGUGCAGACGGGAUCGGUGCUCGUUCCACAGGGUGUGUGGCCGAACCAGCAAUAAGCAUCACAGUCCUUGCUGCUAUGCCAGGCGCUGGUCCAGGUGCCGGCAGGCGUUCGCCCACAUCCUCAGCCCAACAACCCCGUGAAGCAGGGGGCAGAUGCUAUACCCACUUUGCCACUAAGGAAGCACAAGGGAGGAACGGCCUCACCAGCUGCCGGAUGCGGACUGAGAGCGAGCCGUCGUGUGGCUCCCCGGUGGUCAGUGGAGACCCCAAGGAGGAUCACAACUACAGCAGUGCCAAGUCCUCCAACGCCAGGAGCACCUCGCCCGCCAGCGACUCCGUCUCCUCCUCCUCGGCCGACGACCACUACGAGUUUGCCACCAAGGGGAGCCAGGAGGGCAGCGAGGGCAGCGAGGGCAGCUUCCAGAGCCACGAGAGCCACAGCGAGACGGAGGAGGAUGACAGGAAACGCAGCCCGAAGGAGGCCAAGGAUGCCCUGGGGGACAGCGGCUACGCGUCCCAGCACAAGAAGCGCCAGCACCUCGCCAAGGCAAGGAAGGUCCCCAGCGACACGCUGCCCCUCAAAAAGAGACGCACGGAAAAGCCCCCCGAGAGCGAUGACGAGGAGAUGAAAGAGGCGGCGGGGUCACUCCUGCACUUGGCGGGGAUUCGGUCCUGUUUGAAUAACAUCACCAAUCGGACGGCAAAGGGGCAGAAAGAACAAAAGGAAACCACAAAAAAUUAAAAACAAGUCACUGAUUUGUUUUGAACUUACGGCCAUUUGGUUUCAGCAUGUCAGGAGAUUUCUAAUGAUUUGUGGCAAUAUCAGCAAUUUAUUAUUAUUUUUUCUUUUUUUUUUUGGUUUGGUUUUCUUUCUUUUUUUUUUUUUUUUUUUUUUUAAUUUGCCCCCCUCCUUUGUUUUGGACCCUUAAGAAUUUUAUGUUUAAAGGAGAUUGAAGCCAUAGAACUCAUAUUGACACUCAGCUGUUUUACAAAAGCUUUUCAUUAUCUGAAGACAAAACCGAAAAAGCCAAAAUUACCAUUGCUUCCUCCAGCUUGUCAGAAACCCGUGGCUGAAUCCACAGGGAUGGCAACGAUAAUGCCACGGGGAUACACAUCCGGCACUUAGAAGGCACGUGUGCAAAGUAACCAUCGAUCAGGCCCAACCUUUAGGUUUAAAAGGUCAGGAUGUGCACCCAGUUGGGUUCGCUGAGUGAAUGCACAUAAGGCAACUGAGGAGAAGGAAGGACCCCUGGUCCCCCUAGGAGCAGACCCAAGCUCGUGGCACUGGGCAUCCAAUUGUGCCAGGAAAACCCUUGGCAUUGCCCCAAGCGUGCGAUGCAGGGGUGGGGAGGCGGUCACCAGUCCUCUGUGCUUCUUAACCGUGAAGCCUGGUAGCAUCUUCCGGGGUGGACACUGGACCGUUCGUGUUCAACAGGUGUCAGUGACUCAUGAGAAGAAACUGGGUCCGUUUUUAGUGAUGUUGCUAAUCACUGAAUUCUGUUCUACGUUAAAUGAAGAGAAGGUUCCACAAGCCAUAAGCCUGAAGGUUGGUCCUGCACACGCACGCAUGCGCGCACACCACACACACACACACACACCACACACACACACACACACACACACGAGAGAAAAAGAGAGAAAAAAACUGAUGCAAAAAGCAAGCUAUGUCUUCUUAACUGCCCAAGUGAAAAUCAAGUUCUAAGAAAUUACAGUAGCUGUUAACGAAGGAAAUCAUGGUACAAAUCUUUUUCUGUCUGUCAAAACCAUUUGAUCCAAGUGAAAACAAAACAAAACAAAAAGCUACAGAACCUGCCAUUAGUAUUGUGGUGUAUUUUUAAAAGAUGAAAGGCACAUUGAUGGACAAACUAAAGUAAAACAUGGCAAAAAAGAAAGGAAAACAAAUUCCUAUACUGCCCUCAAAAUGGAGUUUGCAAUUAUUGUCAGUCAGGAUUCAUCUUUGCGAAAAUCAAUGAUUUCCACAUUCAGCCAGUGUAGCCAGCAGAAAUUUCUGAUCCACAAUGCAUGGAAUUCCUUUGAAAAAAGAAAAAAAAAAAAAAAGAAAAAAAAAUCACAAAAACACAAACUUUUUUUAUUCAAAAAUAAAGUUCUUGUAAGGUAAACAAUGUAUUUAGCAUGAAGCAUGAAUUAUUUUCAUAUAAAUAUAGAAAAUAGAGAAAAGGCUAUGCCUCUAAUUUUUAAGCCCUUAGGCUUAGAGGUUCUUUUGGUUUUCUUCUUUUUUUCCUUUUAUUUUCCUUUCCUUUAAUUUUUUUCGUUGUUUUUUUCCCCCCUUUUUUCCAAUUAUUUUGUUUUUGUUUUUUGAAGCAGGUGUUUAAGGUUUAACCUUCUUCAGGGACAAAUUCUGACUGUUGGGGAGCUUACUUUGCAAUACAAAAUCUCUUCGUGUUCUGGUAGGGCCUGGAUGGUGGAGCUCUGCACUGCCUUGUCUGCACUUCAGCCCCGACCCCCUCUGAUUCUCUGUUGAAAAGUGUGUCCUUUCUCUUUGUCUGUACAUGUUUACCAUGACGCAAUAAUUUGAGGGCAAACUUAGUAGUGAGUGUGUAUGAUAGAAUCAAGAGAAUUAUGGGACGCUGACUUGAGAAAACCAUGACCAUGAUUUGGUUUCGAGGAAAAAGGCAGUGAAUAAUUAUGCAAAUUCACCAGGAGAAGGGGAAACACACUGAUGGGCCUUAUUGGAUGAGGGUGUGAGUUAGGGUACAUGGGAAGGAGGAAGUGACACGGGUGUUGGAAGGACCAGCCCCAGAUGUUUUCCCGUGACGCCAUCUCAUGGUGGGAAGGAGGGGCUGGCCGUCUACCACCUGGGCACACGAACCAACCUGGAAUGAAGCCCACCUAGAUUGUGAGCGCUGAAUCUAGACAACCAGAUGAUGCCACGCGGACCAGAAACUCCUGUUAUCUUUGCCUAAAAGAAAUGAUUUGGGGAGAUCCAGAGAACCCUCUAAAAGAAUUUGAUCUUCCACCCACAUGGAAGGGAAUUUUAAAACAUAAACAAAAAUGCCCACUCCCAUGGCUCAAGAGAGGAUGGUGAGGGAGAGGGAGGGCACUGGGCUGAUCUUGAUUUUUAAAACAGGACAGGGUGGGCCAUUGUGGAGCCCAUCUGCCAGCACCAGGCACUGUCAGAAGCUCCAUCAGCCAGGACGGUGGAAAUUAACUGGUGCAUUAUCUUCCUCUGGGUUGCUGAUGAGAGAACCUGAGGAAAAAAAAAAAAAAUAGAUCUACACUCCUACACAGGUCAAAUUCAUUACCUGAACCUGAAAACUUCCAGCAUACUUGUUCAGGGUGUAGAUGGGAAUAAGGAUGUCUUUUUGAAGUGCUCUGUUCCCUCUGUCUCCCCAAACAUCUGACACCCCAAAAGCCAUCCACAGCUGUGGAACCUGGGCGACACUUUUUGUGUUGUCACCUGACUGAGCCCACCGCAGUCCCCCACCCUCACCCCACCCCCAAGGUCAAAUUCAGACUUCCCUCCUGAAAGACAGAGGUAAACAUCCAGGACUGUUUCUGGCAGGGGAUUUCUUCCAAUUCAAACCCCACCGUGGGCUGUCUCCCCUCAUUUCCUUUUUCUAAAGGAGCAAAGGCCUCUUUUAGAAAAUAAUAAAAUGCAAUGUGUGUGAUUUACUUUUCUGAUCUCUUUGAGAAAUAGAUAAAUAUCUUAUAAAAGUGUGUUCUUAACUCCAGAACCACUCUUUUUGCAUAAAUACCUCAUCGGGCAGCUUUCUAAGUGUUAUUUUUCCUGAGUCUCCCUCAGUCCCUUCGUAGGAGCCGCUGGGAGACCUAGGGGAAACUUUAGUGAGGGUACUUUUUUCUAUUUUUCUUCUGUUUUUGGAGGCAUACACAUUAUGCAUAACCAAAACAAUGGCUCAAUUGUGUUUAACUUUGUAUUUUGAUUGUUGA